UCGAGCAACCUCGAAGUCCGAAUCAAGUACCUCAUACGAUAUUCAGUUCUAUGAUACUGUCGAGCUGCUGAAACUCGUUGCGGGGUCGAGGAAGGGAUCUGGCCCAUGUUUCGUGCUGGUGGGAGACAUAUAUUCGCAUGUCUUCGACCACGGUGCACCGUAUGGUUUCAGCCAGAUUAUACAUCCCACUACCCCGUAUCUCCGUCGCGACUGUUCACGAGCUCUAUUCGUGCGCAUUUGACCGGCUAUGGCGAUCUUCUCCGUCGCCACUCCGCUUUCCAACCCCGUGAUGACACAAUCUACGCCCUAUCGACAGCCGAAGGCAAGGCCGGCAUUGCGGUGAUCCGAAUUUCGGGGCCGUCGUGCAAAUCUUUUGGUGAGAUCUACCAUGGACUCUGUCCCGGUCAACGCCCUCUGAAGCCUCGCUAUGCUGGUGUGAGAACGUUGUAUCAUCCGGAGUCGAGCAGCUCGGAAGUUCUUGAUUCGGCUGCGCUAGUUAUCUUCUUCCCGUGUCCCCAGACGGUCACCGGCGACGAUGUGUUGGAGUUGCACGUGCACGGAGGCGGCGCGACCGUGAAGGCUAUUCUAUCCGCAAUUCCCAAAUGCACUAGCGACGGGCUAAUCCGCUACGCCGAACCCGGAGAAUUUACGAAGCGCGCCUUUCUCAAUGGCCGCCUUGACCUAGGUCAGGUUGAAGCCCUCGGCGAUAUCCUCGCGGCGGAGACGGAACAACAGCGACGUGCCGCAGUCCGCGGCAGCUCCGGGUCGCUGGGUCGAACUUACGAUGGCUGGCGCCAGAAGCUCUUGGAGGCGCGGGCGGAGAUGGAGGCUCUCAUCGACUUUUCGGAAGACCAGCACUUUGACGAGACGCCCAAUGCCCUUAUUAGCAACGUGACGACGCAGGUCGAGGAGAUCCUGCGGAGCAUACGCCUUCACGAAGGAGCCAGUGAACGAAACGAGCUUCUGCGAAGCGGCAUCAAAAUUGCGCUUGUCGGGCCGCCGAAUGUCGGCAAAAGUUCGCUGAUGAACCAGAUAGUCGGCCGAGAGGCCUCGAUCGUAUCCGGGGAAUCUGGAACCACUCGAGAUAUCGUUGAGGCCAAUCUGGACAUUCGUGGGUAUUUGUGUACGUUUGCUGACACCGCCGGGUUCAGAACUACCGUCGGGGUGGAUCCACGUGGUGGGCCAGGUGCUCGAAUAGGGGCCGUUGAAGAAGAGGGAAUCCGCCGAGCUAGGAUCAAAGCCACACAGUCUGAUGUCAUCAUCGUACUCACCUCAAUCGAAACGGACAGCUCGGGAAAACCCCAGAUUCGCUACGACCUAGAGACCCUGAAGCUGGCUGCCGAGUGUGGCGAGCGCCUCGUGGUUAUCAAUAAGCGCGAUGCAGUAUCCGGUGGCGAGCUGCUUGUCCUCACCCGACAGUUUUCCGACCAUGUGCUCGGCGCGGUGAAGGGGCUUGAGGCUGUUCAGCCGGUGCUUAUCUCGUGUAAAGAAGCGCUGGGUCAAGGUUGCGACGGUCCUGACCCCGGCGGUAUUCGGGUCGUCGUAGAUCGAUUGGUCGCGUCGUUCCAGAGCAUGACAUCGCUCCCGGUCGCCCUGCAAGACCUCCACGGGGUGACCGAGCGCCAGAGACAGCUCCUCGUGCAAUGUCGGGGCCACCUGGAGGACUACGUCGAGAGCGUAGGGGGCCCCGAAGCUGGGAUGGAGGGGUGUGCCCCCGAGGAAGCCCCCAGCCACGGCGUUGAUAUCACGGUGGCGGCCGAGCAUCUUCGAUACGCCGCGAACUCGCUCGGGCGAAUCACAGGGCGCGGCGAGGCGGGCGACGUGGAGGAGAUUCUCGGUGUGAUCUUUGAGAAGUUCUGCGUAGGAAAGUGAAUGAAUUGGAUGUAUUCAGAAUGAUAAAACAUCUAUUGCGCCAACCCGAUCUUUUUUUCUAUGCGUAUAGAAUCCUUCGUUUCCCAGUCGUCAGGCGUCUAUCCCAGUAGUUUAUGCUAAUCAUACAGGUUAGGUGGCUAGCGCUCUCUAUCUCUAAAAGUCUAUGGUCGUUCGUUUCCCUUCGUAGCGUACAGCCCUAGUAAUACAAGUGAAGAAAGGAAGGAAAAAAAAAAACCGUCGGUGGAGU
This is a messenger RNA of Durotheca rogersii, 2119 nucleotides long. RefSeq lists its product as uncharacterized. Gene Ontology annotation, cellular component: mitochondrion; cytoplasm. Gene Ontology annotation, molecular function: GTPase activity; GTP binding; protein binding. The transcript is spliced from 3 exons. The record is from RefSeq and is a predicted model, not a curated record. Lineage: Eukaryota; Fungi; Ascomycota; Sordariomycetes; Xylariales; Xylariaceae. Gene Ontology annotation, biological process: tRNA wobble uridine modification; tRNA methylation. The coding region runs from base 106 to 1872 and encodes 588 amino acids.